Molecule: messenger RNA, 1310 nt
Organism: Phragmites australis (common reed)
Lineage: Eukaryota; Viridiplantae; Streptophyta; Magnoliopsida; Poales; Poaceae
Product: probable serine/threonine-protein kinase PBL17
Exons: 5
Coding region: 75-1208 (377 amino acids)
Biological process (GO): protein phosphorylation
Molecular function (GO): ATP binding; protein kinase activity
Source: RefSeq, a predicted model, not a curated record
CCCAUCUCUCCAGGCGCGUGGUCGGAGGCUGCCUUUGGCUGCCCCCGCCACCGCCCGGCAGGUGAGGUGCGAAAAUGCAUAGGUGGAUCAUCGCCAGCUGCGGCGACAUGCGGCCGUCGCGCCCAGGCCGCCGUCGAGACGAUGCCCAGAGACCGGCGACGACGUCCCCUCCGAAGCUGAGGAAGGUGGGGUCGGAGGGGAUGCUGGCCGUGCCCAAGGACGUGGAGGAGUUCAGGACGAUGUCGGCGUACGGGAGCCUGAAGCUGUUCACGUAUGACGAGCUCAAGCAGGCCACCGGCGACUUCGACUCCGAGCAGAUCGUUGGCGAGGGCGGCUUCGGCGUCGUCUACCGGGGGGUGAUCGACGGCGCAGUGCGCAAGGGCUACCCGCCGACGGAUGUCGCCGUCAAGGAGCUCAAUCCGGAGGGCCUCCAGGGGGACAGGGAGUGGCUGACGGAGGUGAGUUACCUAGGGCAGUACAGCCACCCGAACCUGGUGGAGCUCAUCGGCUACUGCUGCGAGGACGAUCACCGGCUGCUGGUGUACGAGUACAUGGCCAAGGGCAGCCUCGAGCACCACCUCUUCCGGCGUGCGUGCAACCUGCCAUGGACGACCCGGGUGAAGAUCGCGCUGGACGUGGCGAGGGGGCUAGCCUUCCUUCACGGCGCCGAGCGGCCCAUCAUCUACCGGGACUUCAAGACCUCAAACAUCUUGCUCGACGCUGAUUUCAACGCGAAGCUGUCGGAUUUCGGGCUCGCCAAGGAGGGGCCGAUGGGCGGCAAGACGCACGUCUCGACGAGGGUCAUGGGCACCUACGGCUACGCCGCGCCGGAGUACAUGGCCACCGGGCACCUGACGGCGAUGAGCGACGUGUACGGUUUCGGCGUGGUGCUGCUGGAGAUGCUGGUGGGGCGGCGUGCACUGGAGCCGAUCCGCGCGGGCGCGCGCGACGGCAGCCUCGUGGACUGGGCGCGGCCCAUCCUGAUCCGCCCCAAGAAGCUGGAGCGGAUCGUGGACCGGCGGAUGGGCGAGCUCGGGGCCGGGCAGUACACGGCGCGGAGCAUGGAGCGCGUCGCCCGCCUCGCCUACGACUGUCUCAGCCAGAACCCCAAGGUCCGCCCCGCCAUGGCCAGGGCCGUGAAGACGCUCGAGGCCGUCCUCGCCGCCGGCGCCGACGACGACACGGCGGCCGAUGCUCCGGCUCGGUGAGGUCGAUUGGCGUGGCGAGAAGUAGGGUCGACGGUUUAGGCGCGUACGGUACGGCGGGUCGGCGCGGCCAUGGAUGUUUGGACUAAUCAUUUCAUUUAUCAA